CCAGUCCUGUAUAGUCCUGCCUACAACAUCAGCUUUUACGGCGUGGAGCGGCUGCACCCUUUCGACUCCAAGAAGUUCCAGCACGUUCUGAGCAUCCUGGAGCGCGGCGGCGUGCUGCAGGUGGGCCAGCUGGUGCGGGCGCACGAGGCGACGCACGAGAUACUGCAGGAGGUGCACACCGAGGCGUACCUCAACAAGCUAAACACAAGCAGCUUCAUGGUGGCCCAGGCAAGCCGAUGGGUCACGGAGCUGGUGCCGCUCGCCUUCCUGCCCCCCUUCCUGCUGCGGCGCAAGGUGCUGCGGCCCAUGGCCACGAUGGCCGGCGGCACGAUGAUGGCGGCGGCGCUGGCCAUGGAGCGGGGGUGGGCCAUCAACCUGGGCGGCGGCAUGCACCACGCCAGCCACGACCAGGGCGGCGGGUGGUGCCCCUACGCAGACAUCCACCUGGCGAUGCGCCGCCUGCGGGCGGCAUCCGGGGGCGGCGUGAGGCGCGUGAUGGUGGUGGACUUGGACGUGCAUCAGGGCAACGGCGUGGAGCGCUGCAAGCAGCACUUUGGCGAGGAGGGGGAGACCUUCAUCGUGGAUGUGUACAACAGGCGGGCGUACCCUUGGGAUGCAGAGGCCAAGCAGGCCAUCGAUGUCCAGCGGGAGCUGCUCCCCGGCACAGGAGAUGGGGAGUACCUGGAGGCGGUCGUCAGCGCACUGCGGCAGGCCUUCUCAGAGUUCCAGCCCGACCUGCUUAUCUACAAUGCGGGGACCGACAUCCUGGAGGGAGAUCCGCUUGGGCUGCUGAGCGUGAGUGCCGAGGGCGUGGUGCGGCGGGACCAGAUGGUGUGGCAGGCGGCGCUGGAGCACAGCGUGCCCAUCGUGCAGGUGCUGAGCGGCGGCUACACGCGCCGCUCCACGCCCUGCAUCGCAAGCUCCAUCCAAAACCUGUUCAGCACUUUCAACUUGGGGCAGAUGGAGGCUGCCCAGCAAUGA
Messenger RNA from Chlorella variabilis, 981 nucleotides. RefSeq lists its product as hypothetical. The record is from RefSeq and is a predicted model, not a curated record. NCBI's taxonomy places the organism in Eukaryota, Viridiplantae, Chlorophyta, Trebouxiophyceae, Chlorellales, Chlorellaceae. The transcript is spliced from 5 exons. The annotation marks the transcript as partial. Gene Ontology annotation, molecular function: histone deacetylase activity.